Mangifera indica (mango) is the source of this 659-nucleotide messenger RNA. Its product is annotated as acyl-CoA-binding protein-like. The transcript is spliced from 4 exons. The record is from RefSeq and is a predicted model, not a curated record. Bases 148 to 420 code for a protein of 90 amino acids. Gene Ontology annotation, biological process: fatty acid metabolic process. Lineage: Eukaryota; Viridiplantae; Streptophyta; Magnoliopsida; Sapindales; Anacardiaceae. Gene Ontology annotation, molecular function: fatty-acyl-CoA binding.
AUGUCAAAACGAAUAUGCUUCUUGCUCCGACUCAUCCGCCCUAUUUAUUCUAACACUCCACCCCUCAAACUAGAGCCAUUGGCGUUACGUUCUGAGUUUUAAUCACUUUAAAGAGAGAAGGGAAGCCAUUCCAACGCCAAAUUCCUAAUGGGUUUGAAGGAGGAGUUUGAGGAGUAUGCUGAGAAAGCUAAGACCCUGCCAGAGAACACAACAAACGAAAGCAAGCUUAUUCUUUAUGGACUGUACAAGCAAGCCAAUAUCGGACCAGUGAACACUAGCCGUCCUGGAAUGUUCAACCCCAGGGACAGAGCGAAGUGGGAUGCCUGGAAGGCUGUUGAAGGGAAAUCGAAAGAUGAAGCCAUGAGUGAUUACAUUACCAAAGUAAAGCAGUUGCUGGAGGAAGCUGGUCUUUCUGCUUGACAUUUCUCUGUGUUCUUGGCUCCUGAAACUUGUGCUUUAGAAGUUGAAAAUAAGAAGUCAUAAAAACUAUUAGUUGUUUGGGAACUACAUUUAAAUUAAGUUUUUAAAUUAAAUAUGAUAUGUACUUCUGUUAAUUUCAAUGGUAAUAUGAUUAUGGUGGCCUUGUUGUUGAGCACAUGGCUGCAGGAGCCUUGGCUCUUUUUUCAGUGCUUAAUAACUAUGUAACUGAUUUCCUGCAA